Labeo rohita (rohu) is the source of this 6886-nucleotide messenger RNA. RefSeq lists its product as uncharacterized. Bases 1461 to 5771 code for a protein of 1436 amino acids. The record is from RefSeq and is a predicted model, not a curated record. The transcript is spliced from 5 exons. Lineage: Eukaryota; Metazoa; Chordata; Actinopteri; Cypriniformes; Cyprinidae.
GGUUCUUAUCUGCCAUCACAGAUAACUUUUUUUAAACAGGCCUAUGCAUUUUUUAAAAUUAAAAUCAGUUUUGAAACGAAACCCUUUUCUCUUAGGUGGUAGAAGUACCCUACAAAGUCCUAAAUAGAACAAGCUGACACAUGACACAGGAAAAUAAUCCAUUUUCAACGUUACGUCAAGUUGUCUGUGCUUAUCUGUCUACACAGGGCGCGUAAUAAACUUGAGAUUUCAAAGUACGGAGUUUGUUUCUAAAACACAUGCUCACUCCGCACUUCCGUGGCUCUGCCCUCGGUAACACACGCCUAGGUGGGAAAGAAGCAUAUGACGGGUGGCGUCGGGUCUUACGGUAGUCGGUAUGACGGUUCUGCCUCACUGCGCGUUAUUUUUUCCGGUGGAAUGUAUGGUCGUGCCGCCUGUGAGGGUACUUAAGGGUACAGCUGAUGCCCGAAGGGAAUAAAGGGAGGUAACCAAACUAGACGAGCCAGAUACAUUCAGCCUAUAAUGUCAACACAUGAUCUGAAGUUGCAGCAGUCAACUUGUCAAAGUGGAGUAAAAGCCAGCGUGAAAUGCUAUGUCUUAGAACAGGAAAUAUUGUACACGCAACCUGACAAAUCACGUUUUCAGAAUGUAAGUGAACAUGAGAAACUACAUCCUGGACCACUGGCUCAAAACAUCUACAACAAGAAGGAUUUAGACACUAUAACUACUGCAUCUUCACCGUCGUUGCAGUUAACAGGCCAGCUGAGAAGCAGCAGAGCUAUGAAGCAUAUAUAUAUAUAUAUGAUCAGAAUUCCAGAUCAAGCAAAUAAUACUCCUCAGACCUAAGGAAGACCUCGGUAGGACAUCUGGGGAACAGAUAAAAUCUGGCAAAUUCACUUCCAGCAUCUCUAUCAGUCUUCCCAAUAGAAGAAACAAAAAAGACACAGCGGAGGAAAAAAACACUGCAAGCUACAACUAACCUUCACAGCACACAUGAGGCCAUAAAGAACACAGCUAAUCAACACCACACAGAGCUGAGGGACGUGUUUUCACCAACUGAGCAAUGUGGCGAAUCAACUGGUGAAUUAUUUAAGUAUGGGGAUGGGCCACAAGCAAGCUUUAAUGAAGAGAGUUUUGCCACUCUGCAUCAACAUGGAUGUAACACACAUAAGCAGGAACAAAAUACAGGAAUACAACACAACAUAGACCUUCAAAUUGUCCACGACGACUCAGAAAGACAUUCUACUCAACCCUUUUGUGAGGUUCAAGCUGAAUUCAACAAGGAAUCCGGAGUCAGUGACUGUAGAGAGAAUGCUGCAACAACUCAGUACCACAGUAAUCUGACCUCCCGUGACGUGGACAAUGAUCUAAAAGCAAGCACUGAUUCCCACCAUUCAAAAGUAGCAAACCAGGUCUUGUCAUUAGACUCUUUUCCUUUGGAAAAUACCCCAGAACCUGGUCCUAUCAGUCCUACAUCAGCUAUGUUGUCAUCGGCGCUGGCCUCAGUUCUUGCUCCACCUUGGACUGGCCGUCUUCGAAGACCCAAGCAAGGCGGUAGCGAAGUACAGCAUGAACCCCAAGAUUCUGGACAGAAUUUCAACCCAUCUACCUUAUUUCGCCAGGAUCGGCAACAGCCGUUUCUUCCUUCCCAGAGGCGACCAUUUGAACACAUGUUGGCCAAUGAUAAUGACAUGCACUUGGCUGGAGGAACCUCUCCUGACUGGCAAAAAGAGAACAGUUCCCCAAACAUCACCCCCACGAUAUAUCAAAAGAGACCCAUUAUUAAAUCUUCCUCUGUGGGCAUGUACAAUACUACAGAUUUGCCUCCCACAUCUCUGGACGCUCGUCGGUUACCAAAUUCGUCCCAUUCGGGAUACAGAAUAUCAAAAACUGGAGAUGAACAUGAGCCUUACAAAUCAUUGAGCUCUAAGCCAACAACAAGCAGUCUACUUCUUUCCCUGAGGAGAUCAAAUUUGAGAAGCUCCAGUGAUGAGCCAACACAAUCACAAACUCAGAUGAAUAGGUCUGUCAGGUCACUUACAUUGCCUAGCAGAGUUGCUUUAAAACAUCCAUCAUUUGCCAAUUCUGUUACCCCUAAUGACCAGACCUCAGACGGUCCUGCAAGAACAGAGGAAAUACCAGUCAGUCAGUACCCUUUCUCGCCAAGAAUUAAGAAUAGAGUGCCAUUAAGGGCAUCACUGUUUCUAAACAACCCAGAGACAGAAAUUUCAAAGAGACCAGAAGCAGAGGAGGAACGUUUCCCACACUCCACGACCAAAACCAGCCAAGUCGGGGUUCCGAGAGCUCAAGAGAGUGCUUAUUUAGUGCUUCUGAGGAAAUACUCCAGUACAGAGAACUUAAAUCCAGUGGACCAAUAUACUGGAAACAACACCAGCCUGACUAAACAACAAGUAACUCCAGUUGCCACAAUUUCUUCCAAAGAUUCAUCAAAUUUCAUUGUUCAACAAUCUGGCUUUACUGUUCAAAAAUUAAAAUCACAAAGUGUACAGAAUAUAAUAACUAGCAGUUCUUCUGGGACAAGCACCUUCACAGACAGGAUUAACUACUCACCCAGGAAAGACUCUUCUGUAGAUGGAAGUCCCAGAAAUAGGAGGCAAAUGUAUCUGGAUUCUAAGAAGUAUUCUCAGUCAAGUCAAAGCUCAAUGGGUCUUUCAAACCCGCUUUCUCCAAGCAGACCUCUUAGAAGUGUAAGAGUACCAAGCAUUUAUUCAUACCUACGGGAUUCCACCCCUUCUUUCCACUCACAGAGAGGUGAAACAUCACCUCCUAAGCAAGAUGUAACACCCCAAAGUUACCAAAAAACACUUCCCUCAAGAUUUUCAUUUGACUUCAACCCAGUUGUGCCACAGGCACAACCAUUACAAAGAAGCUUCAGCGCUCAUGUAGCACCAGCUCAUUCUCUGCCACCUGAUUUUGGACGAAGAUCAGCACCUCGCCUCAGCACUUCUCCAUAUACUAGCCUCAUCUCCUCACGGCCUAUGCUCAACAACACUUUACAAGAACAAUCCUCUCCACCUGUGUCCAAAACAAAUAUCCAAUCUACAUCUUAUGAUAUUGUAACCACUCCUGCAGACUUCGUAAAAGGUGAUCCAAGCCCUUCACCGUCCACAUACUCAAACAUAAUAGGAAGAUCAAAGGAACAGUUAGCUUCUCCGAACAGAGAACAGAGGACAAGAGUUCAGGCUUAUACAAGCGCCCUAGAUAAUCACAAACCUGCCCAGCCAUGCCUCUUACAAACUGCACCAGAUGCAAGUUUUGUCAUGGAAAGCCGAAGUGCAAAUAUAAGCCCACACCCAAGGCAGCCCGACACAGGCUCUAACAACUUCUCUCAUCAGGAGCACGAUGGCUUGAUGGAACGUCAGCUUGAUAAGGAUAUUGCUUACCCGAAGCACAGGCUGAGUGAGAAAGACAAGUAUUUACUACCUGAUAAGCUCACAGUCGAAAGUGAGACUCCACUGACAGCUGAGAAAGAGACUCCUGCUGUGCACAUGCAUGAGAGAUUGCAGGAAACGCAAAGCUCCAAUUCAAAAAAAGGCCUCUUUAGUUCACUAGUUAAGAGAGACAAAGAGGCUGUCUUUUCUUCAGCUUCUUUGCCAGACAAAGAGGUUGUUAGUUCCCAGUAUUUUAAAACCAAAAGACAUAUGCCAGUGUUAAAAACGAACAGCAGGAUUGACCAGGUGUUAAAUCGCUUGAAACUGACAUUUGGCGUCAAACGUUCGGACAGCUCACUUGACACACAACCAAAAAAGAGCAAAAGUCCCACUCAGCAACUCUCAGACACUGAGACUAUUGAAAGACCCAAGACAGAGGAGAAAACAUAUUCUGAGAGCCACCCAGAACCCUUAAACUCUUCUUUAGCAACUGAUAAAACCCUUUUUAGUUCCUUGUCACUACUAACACCAAAGAAAUCUGAGAUUACAUUAAAUAUGGAUGGACAAAAUAAGUCUAAGGCUGAAGCAAAUUAUUCUGGGUGCACACGGGAGGCGCCCAACUCAUCCUUGACCAUUGAUAAAGCAUCUUUUGCCUCUUGUGGGUCCUCAUCACCACUUACAUCAAAGAGAUCUGAGAAAUCUUUAAAUAUGGAUUGGCAAAAUAGAUCGACAACUGAACAAAAGGGUUCUGGAAGCACAUGGGAGGCCCCCAAUUCAUCUUUGGCUACCGAUAAACCCUCUUUUGGGUCUUCGUCGCCACUUACAUUAAAGAGAUCUGGGAAUAUUUUAAAUAUGGACUGGCAAAGCAGAUCUACAACUGAACAAAAGGGUUCUGGGAGCACAUGGGAGGCCCCCAAUUCAUCUUUGACCACCGACAAAGAAUUUUUUGCCUCUUAUGGGUCCUCGUCGCCACUUACAUUAAAGAGAUUAGAGAAAUCUUUAAAUAUGGAUUGGCAAAACAGAUCGACAACUGAACAAAAGGGUUCUGGGAGCACAUGGGAAGCCCCCACCUCAUCUUUGGCCUCCGAUAAACCCUCUUUUGGGUCUUCAUCGCCACUUACAUUAAAGAGAUCUGGGAAUAUUUUAAAUAUGGACUGGCAAAGCAGAUCUACAACUGAACAAAAGGGGUCUGGGUCCACAUGGGAGGCCCCCAAAUCAUCUUUGACCACCGAUAAAGCAUCUUUUGAGUCCUUGUCACCACUUCCAUUAAAGAGAUCUGAAAAUAAUUUAAAUAUGGACUGGCACAACAGAUCAACAAAUAUACAAAUGGAUUCUGGGUGCACAUGGGAGCCCCCCAACCCAUCUUUGACCACAGAUAAAGCAUCUUUUGCCUCUUUUGAGUCCUUGUCACCACUUCCAUUAAAGAGAUCUGAGAAUACUUUAAAUAUGGACUGGCACAACAGAUCUACAACUGAACAAAUGGGUUCUGGGUGCACAUGGGAGCCCCCCAACUCAUCUUUGACCACUGAUAAAGCCUCUUUUGCUUCUUUUGGGUCCUUGUCACCCUUAGCAUUAAAGAAAUCAUCUGAGAAUAAAUUAAAUGUUGAUCAGCAAAAGAGGCAUAGCGAUGAAAAUGGAAACCGGUCUCAUGGUAGGAGCCUUAGCCCACACAUGCGAAAGGCCCAAAGUAUGAGUCGUUCUGCCACCUUGCCACAUUACAGAAAAUCUGGCCCCCCAUCACCCUUUUAUUUGUUUGAUUUUGAUUCAGAAGACAUUCAGAAUGACAAUGUGUUUUACAGUCCAAUGAGCAAAAAAACAAACUCACUGUGUGAGUCUGAUGACUUCUCUCCUCUGAGCGCCACCAAGAUUCCCAUGCAGCAAAACCUUGUAAGGUCUGGCUUGUCCUUGUCAUGUGCUGAUUUAAAGUAUGGUCUACACAAUGGACGAUCUUUCUCAGUAAGCAGUGUGGUUUCAAGUCGCCCAUCAGGUCCUGGACGAAUCUCAACAAGCAGCAUCAGCGACCUCUCAAGUUUAGAUGACUUUGUGCCGAAAGGAAGUUAUACUGCAGUCGACUCUCCAAUGAGUAGUAGCCUUUCCCCAAUCUAUAAUGACACUGGUGAACAGUCUCAGCCUGAAUAUACUGAUGAUCAUCUUGAUCUUGAUGAUGCAGACCCAACCCCACCUCCAUCACCAACUAUGUCAUCUUCACCUCGUCGGAUAUCCCAGGCUCCUUCUGUGUCUUCCCCCAUGUGGGCAACUCCAGAAAGUCUGUCUCCUCGUGGAAUCUUGCCAUCAAGGACAAGCUUGACUGUUUUUGAGGAGUCUGAUUCUGACACCACAACCGAUGAUGAAUACUAUCUAGAUAAUGGUGGCGAAGAUGCGGUAGAAACAGAACUUUAGAGGAGAGAAUUAUGUGUUGGUUCAUUUCUGUCAUGGUUACAUAUACUAAACAUUUUGAGUUUUUUUCUAUGCAUAGGGUCUUCUAUGACAAAGCUGCUGCAACAUUUACAAACUAAAUUGUAAAAACAACUAGAAGUUUAGCUUGUAUAUGAAUAGAAAGAAUUAAAAUUACAUUAUAAGACCACAUUAAUUUCAUAUUUUCGGUUAUAAAUUAAACAUAAUGGACUUUUUGAAUACUUUAGUGCUUGCGGAUAACAAUGUUUGAUUUCAUUUUUGAAUGUAUUUACAAUAUAGUACAGUGCACUGUUUCAUUAGGUUUUUUAUAUAUAGAUUUAUUUUCUGGAUCUGAGGCUUUGAAAUGGUGAAUUCUCACAUCAUUACUUUUAUUGAGGCCUACCUCCUGUAGGUUAUUAGCUGUUUCGUUCAGUGUAGCAUUUGAAAGCACAGCGUGUCGGCCACAAUAGAUUAUUUUCCAGACAGACAUUCUAUAGUCAGUAGCUGUCAACUAAGAAACUGAACCCCAGCUAUAUUUGUUUGAAUAUUUUUUUCCAACUCAUACUGAUCCUAAAGAAUAGAAAAAUGGAAUAUUGGUGCCCUUACUAACACUGAUGAUUUCACAUUAAUUAUGCCUAAGUCUGUAAAGAUGAUGAUAUUACAGACGUUUGCUAUCCGUUGAUAUUGUUAAUAGUAUGAAAGUGUUAUUAAAAACAGUGGCUGAUUCUAGCAUCCACUACUUGUUAAUUUUGAGGUUCAACCAAAGGGCCUCUCACAAUCUAUACAAAAGAGAUACCACUAGAUGAACUAAACAUUUUUAAAUAAGACCUCACAGUUUAUUUUAUUUGCUGUAUAAUUUAAUUGUGUGCAUAAUGCUUGUAUGUGGCUUUCAGAGUAAUUUUAAUUGAUCUUUUAUUGUAAUUUAUUAUGCAGGGUAGGGGUUGGGGCAUCAUUUCUCUUCUAGAGCCUUAGGGACCUCAAUAAGAUGUGUCAACUGCAGCACUGACCACAACACAGUACUACCAAAUGCUGUAUAACAGUAGGUUAUAGGUAAGGUCCUUUUUGUAAGGCCAUUGAAUGUCUUCAUUAAAAGAGUUAUAUUUAUGAACAUUUAAUAUAUU